AUGGAUAUUUAGAAAAAUCCAUGGAAGAAAGGGAGUCUUAGACCACUUUCUUCAAAGCAAAAAGAUGAUUAAAAAAGCAAGGAAAGUUCAAAUAAAGAGUAAAAUAAUGGACUGUUGGGUAUGGAAAUCACAGGAACAAAAAUUUCAAAGCAGAGUGAAAAAGGGUUCGCGAAAUUUAUGUAAAAUAAGAUGAAUAGGUCAUAGUAGAGUAACAGAUAAGAUGAUUAGGAGAGUGAAAUUGAAGAAGAAAAGCAUAACAAUGAGCCUUAAAUAUAUCAAAAUUAGCAAUUAAAUGAAACUGGUUACAGUGAAACUUCGAAUAUAUAUAUUGAUGAUUAGCUUGAUGAUUUAGAGUAAAAUAAACCAAGGGGGAAUUUUAAUGAUUAUAUGAGGGAAAAAAUUGAAAAUAAUCCUGAUAAAAAGAAAGUUUAUGAUAAUUUCUUACUGGAUUAGAAGAGAAAAGAACAUGAAGACGAGUUGAAGAAGCAAACAUCCAAGCCUUUUUAAUUUUAAAAAGGAAGAAUGAGUUCUUCUGCUACUGCUUAUUCUAAACAGAGAAGCAACAUUACCACCAACGAUGGGCUUGAAGGAUUGUAAAAUUAUGAGCGCUCAACUGAAUUUGGAUCAAAACCUGAUACUAAAAGUGAAAUAGGAGAUGAUUUUCUGGCUCCUAGUGAUUAUUUAGGAUCUAGAAUUGAGCAGUAAGUGAGUAUAAUGGGAAAUAUAACUGAUGGAUAAAAUCAAAGAAAUACAAAAAUUUAAAAUAAGCCUUUUAAAAUAAGCGAGUUAAAAAGAAAUAGCUCAAGAACUGAAACAGCUGAAUAAGAAAAUAAAAGAGCUCAAUCAUCCUAGCUAUAGCAACAGUCAUCUGAAAUAAAGAAAAAUAGACAAGGUCUUUCAAUAAAGGAGAAAAAAAGACUCCAGCAAGAAGAAGAAAUAUUAAAGAAAAUUAACUCUAAUCAACAAAAUUAGAUAUGGAAAAUAAAUGAUCCUUAAAUUAGAUAGUUAGAACAAUAAUAAAAAAUUUUAAGAGAUAAGAAAAAGGAAUAAGUUGAAAAAAUUGAGAAAUCGUUAAUUGAUAUGGAGAAAAAAAUGACGAAGAGAAAUAAAUUAAAAGUUAUAGCUCUAGUUAAUGGUAAUGACAAUAUGGAAGAUAUGGAUUUUAAUAAACCGAUGACAGAGUAUGAUAUUGAAUUAGCUGAAAAAGAGGGAUAAAUGCAUGAACUUGAGAGACUCGAAAGGUAAUAAAAAAUGCAAGAAUUAAAUGAGUAGAAUGUAGAUGAUUUAACGAAUAUGAGUGCAUCAGAGAUGAGAAAUAGACGUCUAUUUAUUACGGAUUGCUUGAAGAAUAAAAGCAGUAUGCAAUAGAGUUUUUAUUCACAAAUGUCGUAACAAGCUAAUGAGAAUUUAUAAGCUGGUUUUAAUGAGUUUAAUGAGUUCAAUUAGGAAGAAGAGUCUAAAGAGUUAGAAGAUAUGGAUGAGGAAAGCAGUAUUCACGAAGUUAGUAAUGGAAAUAAUUAGCAUAUCAUUAAUAGGAAUAUUUUAAAUGCCUUCAAAACUUAAAAGUAGCAAGCUGAGUAUGGGAUUGAAAACUUCUUGAAUCCUGAAGUUAGAGAAAGGCUUAGCUAACUGCUGAGUGGAUGUGAGGAUUUUGAUUUGAAAAAAGAAGAAGAAAAGCUAAUUGAAUAAGGAAACCCAUUUGGGUUGACUGAAGAGUAGUAAAAAGAGUUAAAAAAUAUUCAAAAAAACUUAGAAAAAAUUAAAAUGGAUGACAACACAAUUUAGCAAAUUUUAGGGCAUGAGCUUUUUUCAUUGAAAGACGCUAUUUUACCAAAAGAUCCUCAGCUAAGAGACUAAGCAGAAAUAAAAAUUCUUAAAGAAAAGAUGAAUUCAGUGAAUGAAAGACUUAGAGAUUUAUUUGAUGUAGAGAAAAGAAAAGAAGCGAAGAGCAAAGUUGGUAGCAAAGUGGAGAAAAUUAAAAUACAAAAUUUAGUUUAGCAGCUUAUUGAAUAAAAUGGAAAUGCUGAACCAACAAUCGAAAUCUAGAAUCUCAUAUCAGACUUUGAAGAAAAUUAACAUUUACUUGAAGAGAGCAAAAGAAUAAUUUCUGAUUUGCAAGGAUAGGACAUUGAAAAAGAAGUAGGGGAAUAUAAUCAGAUAUUAUUAGAGGCAAUUGAGAUUCAGAAAAAAUAUGAAGAAAUGCUUGAUUUAAAUACAUAAAAUGCAUUGAUGGAAGAAUAGCAAGAUAUAAUAAAAUCUUUCAAAGAUAAAUUUGAUGAAAUUUAUUAAACCCAAAAAGAAAUUGAAGAGAAAGAAAAAAAAUUCGUUUAGGUUGUAAAAGAAAAUAACUUAGCUGAUUUGCUGGGAAUGUAAUUCAAUGAACAUAAUGAUGACUAUGAAAUAGAAGAUAUUAAUUAGGUCAUGAAAGAUGAAGAAUAAAAACUUUAAAGAGAAAUUGAAGCAGAACUGUAACGAAUAUAAAAGAAAUAUGAUCAAUUUGAUGAAAAUUUAAUUGAUUAAAAGUUACAAGAAAUGUAUGAUUAUGAUGCUAUGAUUACAUAAAAGCUUAAUGAAAUUAAUCCAAAUUUAUUGGAUGACCUCAGAGAAUCAGUAUUAAAGUAGUAAGAAGAAGUAGAAUAGUAAAGAUCCUAAGUAUUUCAAAGAAAUCCCUAUAGAGAAUAUGAAUUAAGUUUAAACUAAGACUAAGAUGAUUUAUAAUAAUAAAUAAGUGAAGAGUAGGAUGAGAAUAUUACUCAUAGUUAAUACUAUGAAGAACAAGAAGAAGAUACAAAUAACACCCUCAAAAUUUAGCUUGAAAAUAAUUUUAAUGAAGAAUAAAUUUAAGAAACCAUAAAUAUCCUAGAAAAGAGACAAAGAGAGAAAGAAGAAAGAGAGAGGAAAAAAUAGGAAUAUUUCAAUAAAAUGUAACAAGUAAAAUAGCAUGAAUAAAUUGUAAAUGAAUUAUAGGAAAAAUAAGAAAUUAAGUAAGUUGAAAAUUUUUAAAUGCUAUAAGAUUCUCUAAUGCAGUAAGAAUCAAUUGAAACUAACACAAAUUCAAUCAACCAAAGUUCUAAAAACAGAGAUGAAAGGCAAUUUGAGUUUGAAGACAGCUUAGAAAUGUGA
Tetrahymena thermophila SB210 is the source of this 3123-nucleotide messenger RNA. RefSeq lists its product as hypothetical. NCBI's taxonomy places the organism in Eukaryota, Ciliophora, Oligohymenophorea, Hymenostomatida, Tetrahymenidae. The record is from RefSeq and is a predicted model, not a curated record. The transcript has a single exon.